Messenger RNA from Echinostoma caproni, 1071 nucleotides. The record is from the annotation of a GenBank genome assembly. Lineage: Eukaryota; Metazoa; Platyhelminthes; Trematoda; Plagiorchiida; Echinostomatidae.
AUGAAAUCCUAUGCAAAGAUGGCGGACAUCAUGAACAUCACCGUAAAUACGACAACAUCAGCCGACAAGAGUAACGAUAUUGAACCUCAUCAGCGGGUUUUGAUCAACAUCGCCUGUGUGCUUCUCGCGUUUGGCACAACCGUCUCGUUCUACAACACAUUUGCUCUCAUACAAACCCGGGUUGACUCAAUCCUGUCAAAAAUACUCAUGUACAAUCACAAUAUAUUCAAUGGAACAUUCUGCAUUGUGGUCGGUUAUUUGUUGGCGUCGUUCAAUUACACAUUUCAAUUAGGAAACAAAUCAGGCAACCCGUUUAUCUGUUACGCGUUACAAGCCGGUUUUCUUGUCAUUCUCUGUGGUGCCUCCGUGAUUUGCAACGUGAUAUGUCAGUGUGCGGAUCGAUUUUGGGCCAUUAUCUAUCCGAAAUCCUAUCGUGUUCACACAAAACGUUACAUCAUCUCUUGUUACGUGUUCAUCUGUACAUAUUCAGGUGUUGUUGCAUCUCUGCGUCUUCUCCGAACGGAUCUGGUCAAUGGGAGAUGUAUUCCAAUUGACGAGUAUAGGCGGAAAUAUGUGUUGGCCAUGACUGAAAUUGCACUGUUGUACAUUUUACCAGUAGUUAUGAUGGUCUCACUGACUGUCCCGAUCAUUUGGCACUUGCGACAGUAUCUACUCGGAACUCUCCGCAAUAACAAAAUCACACCUGUGUCGCAACAAACCAUUUCCGACAGACUGGGACGGAGUGAUGGUUCACUGAAUGCGCUUUACGUUGCACAGCGCGGUAUUUUUCUCAACAGUAUGAUUUUGGUGAUCGAACUAAUUUUACUGGUAACCAUUUUGCUCAUCUUGCUUGUUUUAGACAAAUUACGUCUCGCCCUGUUUGGAAUCGCUUCGCCUUUUCGUAUCUAUUAUUUGUUUGUUGUCACACUGACCUGUACGUUCAAUCCGUUUAUAACAACUUUUACGGUGACUCCACUGAGACGGACCGUGGGCAACCAAUGGCGGAAGUGUAAUUUCCAUAUCCGCACAAUACACACGAAAUGCCUCUGUUUGCACCCAGAAUCAAAUUGA